Messenger RNA from Drosophila suzukii, 470 nucleotides. Lineage: Eukaryota; Metazoa; Arthropoda; Insecta; Diptera; Drosophilidae. The record is from RefSeq and is a predicted model, not a curated record.
ACACAUGGGUGGCGUUGCCACUGGGCCGCAAUCCACUGUCAUUUUUAGUGCUUCUGUGCCCUGUCAAGUUGGCAUUCCCAUAGCUGACUUUUAUUUGUGAGCUCCGAAAUCACCGACUACCAUGGCCGACAAAGCUGCUGCUGAGAAACCCGCCGGACGCCCCAUGCGCUAUCCGUACACCUUCUCGGCGAAGAUAGCCCAAUUCCCCAUCAAGCACUACAUCAAGAACCAGUGGAUCUGGCGCUACUACUUCAUUGCGGCCGUGGCCUGCGUGCCCGUGUUCUACAAGAUCAGCAAAUUGGCCAACUCCCCCGAAAACAAGAAGGCAUGGGCCGAGUCCCAGGCCAAGGAGCAUGCCGAGCACCACUAAAGGGCCACUAAGUUAGUCUUAAUUCUUGCAUCAACAUUUCAAAGCGCUUUGUGUUGGAUUUAACGUGAAAUCGGCGAAUAAAUGAUUUGAUUCGAGGUUA